UAAUCUGGGUAAAUCAAGGCAGUUUAUCAAUUCUCUCUCUCUGCUUCGCUGCGGAAUAGAUAGACGUCCCCUCUUUUAACUAUACGGGAAAAGAAGGCUAGAAGGCCUUGGUCGCGAUUCCCCUGUGGAGGAUACCGCUAUAAUGGGCUUUUUUCACGCAAGUGGACUUUACGACAGUUUCCCUGCUUGCGCAUUCUGAUAGAAAAACAACACGUUUGACGCCCGCUAGCUAAACGUUACCAGUCGCCGCUGUCCUAUGGUGUUGGCGCUGCUGGAUUGAGCGUCUUCCAAGGGGAGACACACAACACAAUUUACUGGGAGAUUGUCCUAAAACUGCAAACAUGUCUGGGGCUUCAGUAAAAGUCGCCGUCCGAGUUCGACCCUUCAACUCCAGGGAGACGAGCAAGGAUUCAAAAUGUAUCAUUCAGAUGCAAGGCAACACUACGACUAUUCUCAAUCCCAAAGCCCCAAAAGAACCAGCAAAGACCUUCAGUUUUGAUUACUCCUACUGGUCCCACACAACACCAGAAGACCCCUGCUUUGCUGCACAGAACCAAGUAUACAAUGACAUUGGCAAGGAAAUGCUGCAGCAUGCCUUUGAGGGCUACAAUGUGUGCAUUUUUGCGUAUGGCCAGACUGGAGCUGGUAAAUCCUACACCAUGAUGGGCAAACAGGAGGAGGGGCAGGAAGGAAUCAUUCCCAUGCUUUGUGAAGAUCUCUUUGAGAAAAUCAAUGAAGACAACAACAAAGAGGAGCUCUCCUACUCUGUUGAGGUCAGUUACAUGGAGAUCUACUGUGAGCGGGUGCGUGAUCUGCUCAAUCCCAAGAACAAAGGGAACCUGCGCGUGAGAGAACAUCCUCUUUUGGGCCCCUACGUAGAGGACCUCUCUAAAUUGGCCGUGACCUCAUACACUGACAUCGCUGACCUCAUGGAUGCUGGCAAUAAAGCCAGAACUGUGGCCGCCACCAACAUGAAUGAGACCAGCAGCAGGUCCCAUGCAGUUUUCACCAUUGUCUUCACUCAGAGGAAACACGACAGUGAGACAGACCUUUCUACUGAAAAGGUCAGUAAAAUUAGUCUAGUGGACUUGGCAGGGAGUGAACGAGCAGAUUCCACCGGUGCUAAAGGUACCAGGCUAAAGGAGGGCGCAAACAUCAACAAAUCCCUAACUACGUUAGGAAAGGUCAUCUCUGCCCUGGCUGAAGUGGAUAACUGUUCCAGCAAGAGCAAGAAGAAAAAGAAGACUGACUUCAUCCCAUACAGAGACUCUGUUUUGACAUGGCUGCUGAGGGAGAACCUUGGUGGAAACUCCAGAACCGCAAUGGUAGCUGCACUCAGUCCUGCUGAUAUCAAUUAUGAUGAAACUCUUAGCACACUCCGGUAUGCUGAUCGAGCAAAGAACAUCAAAUGUAAUGCUGUCAUCAAUGAAGAUCCCAACAAUAAAUUGGUGCGCGACCUUAAGGAUGAAGUGGCUCGACUGAAGGAGCUGCUACGUGCACAAGGACUGGGAGACAUCCUGGAUAUUGAUCCUCUGGGGGAUGAUUGCCCAGGAAGUGGAAUCAAAUACCUCAAAGACAUUCACAACAAUAAGAAUAGAUACUUGAUAGCCUCAGAGAACCAACGCCCUGGCCAUUUCUCCACAGCCCCUAUUGGUUCCCUGACAGUCUCACCGUCCUCUGGCUCACUGUGCAGCCAGGGGGCUCUGCAGUCGGCCACCAGCAUCCAGGAGCGCAUCAUGUCCACUCCCGGUGGAGAGGAAGCAAUUGAAAGACUCAAGGAAUCUGAAAAGAUCAUUGCUGAGCUCAAUGAAACCUGGGAAGAGAAGCUGCGAAAGACUGAGGCAAUCCGCAUGGAGAGAGAGGCCUUACUCGCAGAGAUGGGUGUGGCAAUACGUGAAGAUGGAGGCACUUUGGGCGUCUUCUCUCCUAAAAAGACUCCUCACCUGGUUAACCUGAAUGAAGAUCCUCUCAUGUCAGAGUGUCUGCUAUACUACAUCAAAGAUGGAAUUACAAGGGUGGGACAGGCUGAUGCUGAAAGACGGCAGGAUAUCGUUUUAAGUGGUGCUCACAUCAGGGAGGAGCACUGCAUUUUCCGCAGUGAAAGAAAUGCCAAUGGGGAUGUUAUCGUCAUGCUGGUGCCCUGUGACGGAUCAGAGACUUAUGUCAAUGGCAAGCGUGUUGAGGAUGCAAUCCAACUGCGUUCAGGGAACCGUAUCAUUAUGGGAAAGAACCACGUGUUUCGCUUCAACCACCCUGAGCAAGCCAGGGCGGAAAGGGAGAAAACGCCAACAGCCGAGACCCCUGUGGAACCAGUGGACUGGACGUUUGCCCAGAGAGAGCUUUUGGAGAAACAGGGCAUUGACAUGAAGCAGGAAAUGGAGAAAAGGCUCACUGAGAUGGAAAUCCUAUACAAAAAGGAGAAGGAAGAAGCAGACCAACUUCUGGAGCAGCAGAGACUGGACGGCGACUCUGAUAGUGGGGAUGACUCAGAUAAGAGGUCUUGCGAGGAGAGCUGGAGACUCAUCACUUCCUUGAGAGAAAAGCUGCCCCCCAGCAAACUGCAAACUAUAGUAAAAAAGUGUGGAUUACCCAGCAGCGGUAAGAGAAGAGAGCCUGUGAAAAUGUACCAGAUCCCUCAGCGCCGCCGGAUCACCAAGGACUCCAAGUGGGUGACCAUCUCCGACCUGAAAAUUCAGGCAGUCAAAGAAAUCUGCUAUGAAGUAGCGCUCAAUGAUUUCCACCACACACGGCAGGAAAUUGAAGCACUGGCCAUUGUGAAGAUGAAGGAGCUUUGUGCAAGCUACAGUAAGAAGGACCCCAACGAGCGGGACUCGUGGAGGGCGGUGGCUCGAGAUGUCUGGGACACCGUAGGGGUUGGUGAUGAACGCAUUGAGGAUGUCAUCACCAAUGGGUCUCGAGCAGGCGGGGCUGUCAUGGAUGAGCUUAAGGUUCAUAUUGAUAAGCUUGAGGACAUCCUGCAGGAGGUGAAGAAGCAGAAUAAUAUGAAGGAUGAGGAGAUUCGUGCUCUCAGGAAUAAGAUGGUGAAAAUGGAGAAGGUGCUUCCACUCAUUACGCCGGAGGGUCAAGAGAGACCUCUGAGUACAGAAGCUCCAUUUAGCACAGCUAGUACUCCGAGCCCUCAACCACCUGUGCCUGAAACAUCUGAUGCAGAGAAUGGAGAAUCCCAAGCGGGCCAAAGCUCAGGCGAUGACGCCACUCUAAAACGAGGCCACAUGCGUUGGAUACGUCAAGAGCAGCUACGCCUUAAGAACCUCCAGCAACAAGAGAUUUCCAAGCAGCUCCGCCGCCAGACCGGACCACACCGGUUUAUACCCCCAGAAGACCGCAAGCUCCGUUUCCCCUUCAAGAGUAACCCCAAACAUCGCAACUCGUGGAGCCCGGGCACCCAUAUCAUUAUCACAGAUGAGCAGGUCAUUGAGCUCAAGGUGCCAAAAGAAGCUGUAGAGGAGGAAGAAGACGAAAGCCAGACUACAGAAGGGGUGCAGUUUCAGGAAAAGGUAGCUGCUUCCAUAGUAGAAGUCACUCCUCCAUUGCCAAGUCCAUCAAUCCAGCAACGAAACAAACCUCUCGAGCAAGGAUUAAACCAGGGUCAGAGACAUAACUACAAGUAUAACCACCAUCAACAGCCCCAUGAACGAAGCCGCAGCAACUCUUUUAACGUCCGUCAGCGGCCCUCUGGCUCCACAGAGCACCUGCAGCAGCCCGAUGCUAACCGGAGGCACACACAGGCCUUCUACCAGCCCCGCCACCACCAGAACCAGCCUAUAUACCCCCAGCUCCUUCACCAGCAGCCGUGCCACUAUAAUAGCACAAUGUACAUGGAUGGCAGCUUCAGUGGCUUCCAGCAGUACCAUCCGCCUGACCACGCCAACCAUCCAAUCAACUUUCAGGCACCCCCUCGCAUCCGCAGGCAAAUGUCUGCUCCAAAUCUGAAAGCCAGCAGAGAGACAGCUGUUUAGAAUUAGAAUUCGUUUCAGUAGGCAAAAACAUUACAGAUCACAACUGCGCAUUAAAAGACUGUUAUUGGUUGAUCCAAACUUGUAUGUAUUAUGAAAGUGACAUUUUAUCAUUGACACACACCAUUUCAUCACAAUAUGCCAUGCACACUGUUCAUUUUCUGCCUGUGUGACAAUUCAUCAGUUGUAUUUUGAUUUGCCAAAUGUGUCCUCAUGCUUCACUUUCAGUGUUUACAUAUUUGCCUUUUAAUUGUUGUUUUAAUUUUGAAUUAUUUUAGCCACUUUGAACUCGAAUUUUUUUUUUUGCUGUAGCACACAAUUGUAGAAACCAAAACCCCUCUGCAUUUAUAUCUUCCCAUCAACCAGCCAGCGGAAUGUCAUCAGUUUUAUUCAGAUUGUUAUGAACACCUUUGAACCUCAAUUUGAUUAAAUACAUCACGUUUCGUAAAUGCUCUUAAUUAAAGCCGGGGCGUUUAUUUACUACCUAAACCGUGAACAGGCUGGGGGGUUGAUUGGAAACAGGCGAUAAUUGGAAAUAUGUCCUAAAUUUUAAAACUCAUUAUAUAUAACAACUUAUGUUUUAACUUAAUGUUUUAACUUAAAUAAUGCUUGGGGUGCAUGAGAAAGUGGACAGGAAAAGCUUUUUUUGACCACAGUAUUUUGCAGAAAACAGCAGCAACAUCACCAAUGUUGUAAUAGUGGUAAAGCGCAAACUGCUCAGCCAGCAUUGUUAUUGCAGAUGAAUUCAUUGUAAACAACUGUACUGUACAGGUAACACGCAUGGGUUUCACACCAACAGCUGUGUCGCACAACUUACAUUUUAAAGUGCAUGCAGAGGUAGAUAAAGCUGCUGGCUGCUGAUUACUCAUGACACUUAAGAUGCAGCGACAGCCAUCUUAUGGAGUAAAAAAAAAAAAAAAAAAAAAAGCGGCAUUAGGAGGUUACCUAUAGCCACCGCUGUUAAUGGCACAAAUUAGAGACCCAGUGAUUCUUUGCUUUUGUAGACCACGCUUCCCGCAACUGUGGGAGACUGCGGUUUAUUUAAUAGAGGUGUUAAUUGGAGCAUCUAUGGUAUUUUUGAUAUUUUGACACUGAAUAGCCUCUAAAACUGGGUAUUGAAAGUAGGACUUAAAAUAGUGCCUUUUCAUGCACAACUUGAAAAAUCCUAAAGCAUGUCUUUUAUGCCUUUUUUUUAGGAUGCUUCUUACGCACAAGGUUUCAGAGUAAAUUCCAUUGCCUUUAACUGAAACGCAGAGUAUAUACAAACUCUUAUAAUACAUUUAUAUAAUGGAAUUCUUAGUCUGUUGCUUGAUUGAGGAUUUUUUUAAUACCAUUGUUAAUAUGCAACUGCUAGUAUACUAUUUUGCACAUCCCUUUGAGUCACGGACAUAGAACAUGAUUUGUAAAUGCACAAAUCACUGCAGACCACCACCAUAUAGUACAAUAAAAUAAAACAUUGUUUUUUUUCUUCCCUGGCCUUGCAGAAAACAGUUGCCAACACAUAAAACAUACAGUGGUGUGAAAAAGUGUUUACCCCUGUCCUGAUUUCUGUUUGUCACACUUAAAUUUUUCAGAUCAUCAAACAAAUUUAAAUAUUAGUCAAUGACAACACAACUGAACAAAAAAAUGCAGUUUUUAUUAUUAAGUGGGAAAACAAAUCCAUACCUACAUUGACCCUGUUGCACCCCCACCCCCUGAAACAAAAAUUGAAUUGAGACAAACAUGAAAAAAAAAAAAAAAGAAAAAUCAGAAGGGGCAAACCACUGUCACACCACUGUACAUGUGCGAAUGAAUAUCCAACUGCUUCUUUGACAAUGAAUUAUAUACUUUAUUUCUGUCCUGGUUACUUGAUUCAUGAGAUAAUGUUUUCAAAAGGCAGUAUCAAAUCUUAUAUUCAUUAUGUUGACAUCUUAGAAGACUGAAGAAAAUGCUUUCUCUUCUCUCCCUGCGCAAACUAUAUGCACACAUUACCUAAUUAUUAAGUAUUCUUUUUACACAAUCUUCAUUUUUUCAUUAUGGGCCCAUGAUGAACAGACUCAAGAUGAGCAUCUACCUAAUGAAGGAUGUUGUCAUAGUUCCCAAAGACUUGCCUUCAACAUCUUGAAGGGAAGACGGCAUUGAACACAAAUGUUUUUAAAUGAAUCAGUGUCUCAACUCAACUCUGUCUAAUAACGCUAUAUCCUUGAUCGAACACUCGUAUGUUUUAGCUAGUGCCAGUUUUAACUAGCAGCAAGUCUGCCUGUCCGUGUCUUCAAGUUGAAUAUACUAAGUGUUUAUUUUGACUAUCCUUACUAUGCCGCAACUACGCUGUAAAGAAAACCAAAUAAUAUAACGACGACUUAUGCAACACUUGUACUCUCUCUGCCCUGCGCUGACUAUCUUUUGCAUGCAACAACUUGCAUUUCCUAAACACGUAUAAGUAAAGAUUGCUAUUUAUGUUUGCACUGGUGUAGAUGGGUGCCCAGUGAGCUGGAAAAAAUAUCCAAUGUACAGUGUACUGCUCUUUUUAAAUGUAAAACUAUACGUCUGUGUUAGGUCUGUUGUACAUCUUCUGUUUGAAUUUGCAUAAUCAAAGUGCCUCAUGGUGGUCAUGAACACAGUUGUGUUUAAUAGAUCAAACACACCCAUUUGGAACAGUGUUGUUCACAGGUUUGAAAGAAUAUACUGACGUCUUGUGUUGUCAGAGAUUCAUUUACAAAGUAUUACUGUAAUAAAAUGUUCCAAGCACAUGCAUUUGUUAUGAAUGAGAGUGAUGCUGUAUAUUUUUACAGCCAAAAAGCAUUGAAUCUGAUGUCUAUUUUACAUGAUGCUGUGUCAUAACUGUUGAGUCAUCUGUGUGUUAUAGUAAUCCUAUAAGACAAAAAAGGGAAAAAGAAAUUGUUUAAAUUGCAAAAAACAUGAUUUAAGACUAGCUAAAGGCAAUGUAUGCAGUGGGUGCAGAGGGCGCCAACAUUCCAACAUACUGCAAAUAUGAUAUCCCACCUCAUCCUGCUUUGAAUAUGACGAUGUCACACAACAAACGCACCAGUUAGGUUAGGCUGUCAGCUAAUGAUAGUGAUUUGGCAAAGUUUAGCUACUACUAACAUUAGCUAUCAUUGAAUGUAUAGCCUACCAUAACCACACAAUGACUCCAAAAUUGUGAACACCAGUUAUUUUAUUCGUACCAAACGAAAAUUUCAAACACUUUUUACACAGUUUUAUUCAUAUUUGUGAAGAAUAUAGACAUUUUUUGCACAAUCUGUUCUUUUAAACCACUAUUGCGAACAUAUGCUUGCCAGUGGUGGUUAGGAACACCACCAAACGGAAAAAUAUAUUUUUUAGUUUCAAAAAGAUAAUUUGGACUGAGUUACAUACAGUGCCUUUAAGACAUAGUCCAGGCACAGGCUCAAGUAUAGAAAUCUGUGCUACAGUGCGAACAUUACAGGCAAAUCUUAACAGGCUCUUAUGCUAGGUUAGCUCAUUGGCUGAAGAAAAACAAAAUGAUUAAACUUACAGCACCCGUUUCUGUAGCUUACUGAUGGAUUGUUGGCAGAGCUUCAGGCUUUAAGAUGUGUAGCAAGGCCUUAUUUUAUUUAUUUAUUUUUACAAAGUGGCCACAUCUAGCUAGGGGCGGAUCAGAGGCUGUAUCAUGUCCAUGAGGAAGGAAGUUUUUCAUCCACAAUGUCAUGAAAACAUAGACCUUCAAAAAGUGACUGAGUGCCACUUCGUUCAAGAGUGGAGCAAACAAAUGAGGGCAAACCUACAUUUUUCUAUAACGUUGGUGCUCAUAAACAGGCUGUAUGGACACGUUUUACUGUUACAACAUCACUGAAAAGUCCAUUUUGUAUGAUAAGGGAUGGAUUUUUAAUGUCGAGCAGGAUCUGUGGUGAUCCAACUGGGCAAUUUUGUCAAAAUGUGGUCAACUUGAGAUUCUUAAAUUAAUAGAAUUGUACAGUUUGUAGUCAUUUAUUUGCCAUAUAUUCACUAAUAUGAAGAUGUAAAUAUACAAAUUUUUAUUAUCACUUAACAGCACAGUACUGUUGAGUUUGAGGUUAAUGCUAAAUUUGAUGUUGUCAUAUUCCACAAAUAUGUCUCUUAAGGCCUUUUAUUUAGCAGCCAUUCAAUUUUAUUGGGUUUUUAGAGCUUCAUGAACAUUAUUCAAUGAAUCAAUUGAAUGCUACAAAAUGUAGCUUGUUGGUAGGAUGUCAGGCAGGGAGGAGGUCAAGUACAAAUGAAAAGGUUGCAUUGUCUUCCCUCAAGACACUGAACAAAGACGAUGAGAUCACCAGAACUGGAGGCUGUCCUGGGCUGAUGAUGAUUAUGAUGGCACCCCCUCAUUGGAUUGUAGCUGACUGUGCUUCUACGGAACCUCACUUCUCUUCUAGCCAUUGUUCUCCUGAUACACCAUUUGUUUUCAGCAUCUACUGCUAAAUGAGAGGUUAUAAUUAACUGAAAAUAUGUAAGAACAAUUUUGUACAUAUUCAAGUAAUCUGUUUGUAUUUGUAAUGCAGGGGUGUCCAAGUUUUUUCCACCGAGAGCCGCAUAUGGAAAAGUUACAGUGCGGGGGCCAUUUUGAUGCUUUUUAUUUUGUAAAAAGGCUUAAAAAAGACAUUUGUAAUUGAAGACAAGAAAAUGUGUUAGCUUUGUGUUAUAUGUGGCAAAGCAUAUUAUUAUACACUUUUUUUAUUAUUAUUAUACACCUAUUAUUACACCAUUUUGCACUUUUUUCCCCAUUGUUUUUUUUUUUUUUUUUAAUUCCUAGAAUGUGCCACUGGCCGCAAAUGCCCC
Molecule: messenger RNA, 8744 nt
Organism: Dunckerocampus dactyliophorus (ringed pipefish)
Lineage: Eukaryota; Metazoa; Chordata; Actinopteri; Syngnathiformes; Syngnathidae
Gene: kif1b
Product: kinesin family member 1B
Exons: 23
Coding region: 342-3980 (1212 amino acids)
Biological process (GO): microtubule-based movement; vesicle-mediated transport; cytoskeleton-dependent intracellular transport
Cellular component (GO): cytoplasmic vesicle; kinesin complex; axon
Molecular function (GO): plus-end-directed microtubule motor activity; microtubule binding; ATP hydrolysis activity
Source: RefSeq, a predicted model, not a curated record